This is a messenger RNA of Calypte anna (Anna's hummingbird), 981 nucleotides long. RefSeq names its product thiopurine S-methyltransferase (gene TPMT). The transcript is spliced from 9 exons. NCBI's taxonomy places the organism in Eukaryota, Metazoa, Chordata, Aves, Apodiformes, Trochilidae. Gene Ontology annotation, molecular function: thiopurine S-methyltransferase activity. Bases 221 to 961 code for a protein of 246 amino acids. The record is from RefSeq and is a predicted model, not a curated record.
UCCCCGCCACCAUCCUCCUCCUCCCCGGUGCCGUGCACCCUCAGCCCGCCUCCUGCUGCCGCCGCUUCCGCUCUCCGCGGUGCGUAGCGAGGGGGAGGGCGGAGAGGCACCGCCCCGGCCCUGCAGCCCCCGCGGGUCCCACCGCAGCCUCCGCGCAGGUACCCUCCGCCUCCCGGACAGGGGGUCGUAAGGAGUGAGCUACUGUCACUCCCUGGGGACGAUGGAGCUCUCAGCAGAGGCAUCCGGGGUCCUGGAAGGUUCUGAUAUUGGGUCACAGAAAGACAGAGUGGUGACUGAAGCGGAGUGGCUGCAAAAAUGGGAAAUGGGUAACAUUGGGUUUCACAAGGAACAAGGGCAUCCGCUCCUCCGGAAGUAUUUGGAUGUUCUUUUAAAUGGCAGAAGUGGACUAAGGAUAUUUUUCCCACUUUGCGGUAAAGCAGUAGAGAUGAAAUGGUUGGCAGACAUGGGGCACUACAUCGUCGGUGUGGAAGUCAGCGAAAAAGCACUGAAGGAGUUUUUUGCAGAACACGGUGUGCCUUACCACGAGGAGCCAGUCCCAGAGAUUUCAGGAGCAAAGAAGUUGCAGAGUACCUCUGGGAACAUUUCUCUGUACUGCUGCAAUAUUUAUGAUCUGUCCAGCUCAAUAGUUGACCAGUUUGAUGGGGCGUGGGACAGAGGAGCUCUAGUAGCUGUGAAUCCAUGCGACAGACAACGCUAUGUCAAUUUGAUGAUCACCCUAAUGAAGAAAAAUUCUUCUUAUCUCCUUGCUACAGUUUCAUAUGAUCCAAACAAACACAAAGGCCCACCAUUUUAUGUUCCUGAAUCUGAAAUUAAAAGCUUGUUUGGCAACCACUGUGAAAUUAAGUGUCUUGAAAAAGUUGAUGACUUCUCAGACAGACACAGACAAUGGGGACUAGAUUAUUUUUUGGAGGUGCUGUAUAUACUAAAGUUUUUAGGUUGAUUAAAAUGAAUUUAAAUAAC